ACAUUCGUACAGUACCUACAUCUAUAAACUGCCCGCUCUGUCACGAUGCCUGUAUAUCUUUCUCCACUUACGCACCGCUCUGCUUUGUAUUUUUACAUCGGUAUCCCUUCGCUCACAUUAAGCAACAUCGAACAAGCUUCCAUUCCCCAGAACGAGCACCUCACCCAUGGAAUUCGUCUUCGAAGGAUAGUCCACGCUCACCACCAGCGAUGUCUUCGUGGCUUUUCCGCUCGAUAUAAGUACUAUUCGAGUGUCACUUCGUCCUAAGCUGAUUCUCCUUACAGAGCGACCAAGCGCACCGAUGGCAUCAAUGCCGUCGACAAUGACGUUAGAGAGCCGCUCAGAGGGCAGCUUCGAAAAUUGUCGAUGCCGAGCCUGAUUCUCCAAACGAGACGUCCGUUGUACGCGUUUCAUUGGAGCCUUCAGCUCCUCGACGGGCGACUACUACUACUGGGAUCACCGCCGACGCCUCGGAAGCCCAAGUUCAAAGGUUGCGCACUCUUCUCGAUACGGCGCAGUGGCAACGGGCAUCGAUCGACUCAGAACUCAGCAUGUGAGCGAAGACGCUAGGCGGCCUACCGAAAGUGCCGCUGCACUGCAGAGCCUACGUCCCCGCCACGAAGCCUUUACGGCCAACCUUAAGCAAAGCAUCUACGAGGCCAGGCACCGC
Baudoinia panamericana UAMH 10762 is the source of this 670-nucleotide messenger RNA. RefSeq lists its product as uncharacterized. Bases 46 to 267 code for a protein of 73 amino acids. NCBI's taxonomy places the organism in Eukaryota, Fungi, Ascomycota, Dothideomycetes, Mycosphaerellales, Teratosphaeriaceae. The transcript has a single exon. The record is from RefSeq and is a predicted model, not a curated record.